AUGGAGAACAAACCCAGCUCCGGGCCACAGCCUGGCUCUGAUGGAGACAACCCAACCCAGGAGCGCAGCUUCUGGAGACCGUGGAAUAAAAACGCGGACUUACCCAACAAUCAUCCGAGUCACGCAUUGCGCGAGGAUCUCAACACGCAACACAAGAUCCAACAAGUCAUCCAUCCAGUAAAGUUGUUCUGGCCUAAAUCGAGAUGUUUCGAUUAUCUUUACCGGGACGCAGAAAAGCUUUUACGCAACUAUCCAUUCCAAGCGACCAUCUGUCCUUAUGAAGACUCCAGCAGCGACGAGGAAGAUGAGGAUGGUGAUGAAGAGGAGCCAGAAACAAAGAAAAACUAA
Nothobranchius furzeri (turquoise killifish) is the source of this 348-nucleotide messenger RNA. Its product is annotated as protein ripply2. Gene Ontology annotation, biological process: embryonic pattern specification; negative regulation of transcription by RNA polymerase II. Gene Ontology annotation, cellular component: nucleus. The record is from RefSeq and is a predicted model, not a curated record. Lineage: Eukaryota; Metazoa; Chordata; Actinopteri; Cyprinodontiformes; Nothobranchiidae.